Xyrauchen texanus (razorback sucker) is the source of this 3936-nucleotide messenger RNA. It is a transcript of the gene mier2, whose product is annotated as mesoderm induction early response 1, family member 2. Gene Ontology annotation, molecular function: histone deacetylase binding; transcription corepressor activity. NCBI's taxonomy places the organism in Eukaryota, Metazoa, Chordata, Actinopteri, Cypriniformes, Catostomidae. Gene Ontology annotation, cellular component: nucleoplasm. The coding region runs from base 850 to 2073 and encodes 407 amino acids. Gene Ontology annotation, biological process: negative regulation of transcription by RNA polymerase II. The transcript is spliced from 12 exons. The record is from RefSeq and is a predicted model, not a curated record.
GACUGCCUUUUAAAACCAGAUUUAGAAAUGUUUAAUAUGGUGGACAUGGUAAAUUAUGCUAAAACAAUACGGUGUUCUCCAAGGGAGAAUUGUUAUAUGAAUGAAAUAUCUAUGAACAUUUCUAAUUCUAAUGGUAUAGUUGCAGAUCUAGUAAUUUUCAGCAUAUUUCACUUUACAAAAAUGUACCAUGGUAAUAAUAGUUUUCACCAAAAUUCCAUAUAGUUAUUGUUUCUUCAAUUAAACUGUAGUAACUUGACAUUAUCUGGUGUUAUUUGGGUUUCAUCACAUAUACAUUUAGGCCAUUACCUUUUCAUUGUAAGUGCAUAAUUUUAUUGACACUGAUUUAUUUAGUUUUUCCCUGCCAGAAAUGUAUUUAUCAGGGGGAAUUAAGAUGUUGUAACUGUUCAUCAACCGAUAGGGGUUUUUCAGUGACUGAGGAUACCAAUAUCUAGAGAGCAUGGUGGCUGAUAUAUUUCCCAUAUAUUUAAUAUAAUUUAAUGACAGCAAAUGAGAUGUCCCCAAAAUCGUUGCAAUGGAAUGAGUGCUUUUUACAAAGUGUUUACUCAAAAUAUACUGAAAAAUAGGUUUACGUUGACAUCGACCAAGCGUACAUGGUUGUAAGCCAAUAGCGAAAUAACAUCUGCGAAAAAACAGCCUGUCCGAUAUAUCACUAUUUGCAACCACUAAAUCCAUUAUUUAAUACAUUUACAUUUUUAAGAAGCAUAUCAAAUGUCACUGUUUGAUUUAAUUCUUGAAUGUAAUUAAACAUUACUAUCUAUUUUUAAUUUUAUUUGAGAAUUUCCAGUUCUUAUUGCCUACUAUCAUGUGACAUGUGCUUAAGCUGUUCGAAUGGGCUCCAAGGACCAACGCCACAGUCGUGUAGAUAUUUUCCACCAGGGCUAUGCAGUGCCACUGGAGGCCUUUCCCCGGCCAACCACGUUCCUAGAGCAGCAGGACAGGUGCCUGGCGGCCCUGCGAAGGCAGACGGCAAAGAUGGCAACCCAGUCCCACUCAGGUGGUGAGAUGUCACUUGAGCAGCUGCUGGCACUUUAUGGGUACAACAUGCCUGAUCCUGUCCUGCAGCAACAACGGGAGCCUAAUGAGCUGGCAGCCAGUCUGCCUGAAAUGACACUGGACAAGGUUCAGAUAGGUAAAGAUGUAUUCUCAGGAGAGAAGGAUGAAAACAACCAUUCCUCUACUGAUGACAUCACACUCACUGUCACGUCUCAUGCACCUGACCUCUUACAGUGUAACUUACGAGGUGAUGACAAAGACUCUUCAGUCAGCUCCUCAGAAGACGACUCAGAAAGCACCUCUAUCCCCUCCAGCGAUGGACGCAAGGACAUCAUGGUGGGCCCCCAGUAUCAGGCUACAAUUCCUUCUCUCUCUUCACACACUUUUAAUGAAAGAGCCUACGAGAAUAAGGACCAGUUAUUGUGGACCCCCGGUGUGCUGUCCUUUCCGGCUGUAGAGGAGUUUUUGUUUAUGGUCCAGAGAAAAGGGAGUGAAAAUGGAGCUAUAAACACUUUGACCACAGAAGACAUAGUCAAAGAUAAUGAGCAGGCUCUUUAUGAACUGGUGAAAUGCAACUUCAAUGCAGAAGAGGCACUUAGAAGAUAUCGCUUCAAUGUGAAGGUUUUCAGUGAGCUUUGUGCCUGGAGCGAGGAGGAGUGUCGAAACUUUGAGCAUGGUUACCGUGUCUAUGGGAAGGACUUCCACCUCAUACAGGCCAACAAGGUCCGCACACGCUCAGUGGGUGAGUGUGUAGAGUACUAUUACAUGUGGAAGAAAUCUGAACGGCAUGAGUAUUUCACACAGCAGACCACCAAGAUGGGGCGGAAAAGGUGCAAUCUGCCAUCUGGAAACAUAGAGGAUGCUGAGCCAGAUGGAGAUUUCGGUGAAGUGGAAGGUGCCACACAAGGUUUGUCAAGUAGGUCUUCAAUUCAACUCCAAACUCCAUCACCUUCUCCAGUCAUGGAGCUGGAUAAACAAGAGGAUAGCCUGAAUUGCGCAGCUCAGUUUCAGGGUCGUCCACGACGGAAACGCACUCCGCGUUUCCUCUUAAAGCCCUGAGCUUGCUGUGCUUUGGCAACGUAAAAGUGACAGGCACACAGGUUCUAAGCGAGACAUCGCGGAGAGUGAACUACAUGCAGAUUCUUGCUCUAGCCAGCAGGGGGAGCAGUUGUUCAGCUCGUUUUCGCCACUCCCACCAGCGCUCCAGACUCCGGUCACAGAUUGUCCAGACCCGGCCUCCCCGGCCACCCAGCUUUACUUCCCCUCGCUCUCCCGUAACCACACAGUCCCUUCCUCGCAGCCAGACUCAGGGCUCCCAGAAGCAGGUCUUUACCAGCUGCAGCUGGGCUCUUUUCCUGGAGACGCUCUAUGUACCGAAUAUGUUGCCUCGAGAAGGCUUCAGCUUGAAUUUUCUUUACCUUCCUCACCUAUCCCGUCCCCGCUUGCCCCGUCCAUCGCUGCCACAGAUUUUGGGGUUAUCAACAGCCUCUUGUGCCCGCCCUCCGCCAUCUGCUCCAUGCCCAUCCAACAUCCUCGGUCCCUCACACAGUGAGUCACCAAUGGACAACUUUCCAGAUCUAAAUAAAUGACUCUACUACAGCAGUGCUACAUGCAAUGAGAGUUUUUUUAAUUUAAUCAAUUUACUUUGUUAAAAGGGAGUUCAUGCAAAAAUACAAAAUUCGGUCAUAAAUUGGUCACUCUUAUUUCGUUCCAAUCUCAUAUCACUCCAAGCCUGUAUGAGUUCCUUUCUUCAAUGGAUUACAAAAGGAGACAGAACGUUAGCCUCAGUCACCAUUCACAUUCAUUGCAUCCUUUUUCCAUACAAUGAAAUGUGACUGACGCAAACAUUCUGCCUGACAUCUUAUGUUUUUGUUACAGAAGAAAGAAAGUCAUGCGGGUAUGAAACAGCAUGAGUCUGACAUUAUUUUUAGGUUAAGUAACUUUUUAAGUUUCUUUGGAAAGGUGAGAGAUUUUGUAUCCCGUUAAGUUUGAUGGUGGCCUUAUCAGUAACCGUUAUAACUUACAUUGUUCCUUUCAUUGAAUGUAGUUCUUGACUCAAAAACGACUGACCUUUUUGUCAUUCUAAGUUGCUUUUGAUAAAGCAAACACAGAAAAACAACUUGUAAAGAGGUAUUAUCAAAUGAACUACUAAUGCAGUUGCUUUGCUCUGUUGGUUUUACGAAAUCCUUUAUGGGAUUCUGGCUUUCCUAUUGUAGGUUCUUUUUGUGCAAUAAAAACUUGAGUUCCUCCAGGGCUUUGAUCGUUUCCCUCUCGGUCUUGUCCAUCAGUACCUAAGUACUAAGUGUUGAAGAGGGUUUUUGAAUGGUUUAUGAUUAUAUGCUCCACAAAUGCUUUGCCAACAGAUGCAAUCCUGAUUUGCCAGUGUAUUAAAACUUAAAGGAAUAGUUCACCUAAAAAUGAAAAUUCUGCCUUCAUUUGUUCACCCUCGAGUUGGACUUUAAAUAUUUAGGUGAACUUUCCCUUAAAGUCUAACACUACUGUGGCUUACUCACUGUAUAAAGUUUCUCAGGUUUUGUAGCCCACCCAAUUCCCCAGAAUCCUUCACUACCCAGAGAGACUUAGUUCAUCAUAUUCUCUGUAGUACCUCAUUUGUGACUUGUCAUUUGCUCAAAGUGCCACCAACCAGAACUUCUGUUAUUCAGGAUUGAGAGCUGCCUAUGUCCUCAUCCGUAUCUCUUUGCUUAUGUCUAGCUUCAAUGUGUAUUUGUUUGCUGAUGCUUCUAAUUGUUUAGACGGUAAAUUUUAUGCAAGGUUCAGAUGAUACGAAAGGGAGACAAACACCGUCUAGGCUUGUUUAACUUUAUUAUGUUUUUUUUUAAUCUAUUUCUGCUCCUCUCAUAUUGAUUUAUUGCCCCUGUUAUUAUAUUUUGUAAAUAAUAAUAAUAAAAAACUUCAAUUUGU